Zerene cesonia (dogface butterfly) is the source of this 1079-nucleotide messenger RNA. RefSeq lists its product as uncharacterized. The coding region runs from base 1 to 1053 and encodes 350 amino acids. The transcript is spliced from 8 exons. Lineage: Eukaryota; Metazoa; Arthropoda; Insecta; Lepidoptera; Pieridae. The record is from RefSeq and is a predicted model, not a curated record.
AUGGCUUAUUGUUGUUCGCAGUGCAGUUUCAAGGCGCAAUUCGAAAGUGCACUAUCUAUGCAUCACCAGUUGCACCACGAAGCGCACGACUGGGAUUUCAAGACCAUAAAAGGGACUGAAGUUAAAUCAAAUACAAUUCCAUUGGAGAGAGUCUACAAUAGUAAGGAUAUAGGCAAUAAAUCACUAGGAAGGACAUCGUCAGCGACGCGAUUGUUCGAGAAACUGCGCGCACGCAUCUGUCGAAGCAAGACGCUUUUCCCGCAUCCAGAGGAAGGCAAUAACCUUAACGUUGUCAACUUUGAUCUAUCAGCCCAAAGCGAAUGCACGUCUAAAGCGAUGCAAGGCCUCCCGUCCUGUUGCAGUGGCGUAUCUGAUGGGAUCAACGAGUCUCGCAAGGAGAUAUUCUCUUGCCACUUAUGUUCCUUUGAUGCGGAUCGAAUAACAGUCCUCGAUCGUCACCUUCUAAAUGACCACAAAAUCGGCCUAGAGAAUCUUUUAAAACUAGUAAUGGCGAAAACGAAAGACGGACUUUCCGACGAGAAACCGGCUCAGAUGUACGGCAUCCGACAACCGUAUUACAGACCGCCGGACGAUAUAAUAGAAAACGGAGAAUUCAUCAUAGAAACUGUAACUCCAAAGAUAAAAAUCUUGAAGCAUGCCGCAGUUAAUACCGACCUUAAGUAUGCGGACAUACCAGACCUGACUGACAAUUGCAAAGUGAUAUCUCGCGAAAUAGAGAAACUGUUCGAAGUGCCGCUAGAGAACACUGACAAAGACGCGUUUUACGUUAAGAUGCAGACUCUGAAUGAGUGUAUGUGUAAGUUCGUGGACUCCUCCAACACUCUCAAGCGGGUGUUGACGAAGGAAUUUGUGCAAAAGAAGAAUAUGGAUCGUACGAAUAACGAACCGUUUUUUGAACUCGGUUUGGGGGAUCGAGAGUCACCUAGGGAUUGGGAGAGGGCUCACAGCGAAAAACUGGAGAGGAACCGAAGUAAGCACCCUGAAACCAGGAGCGAUAGACUGAAAUUAUCUUCAGAUAGUUUUUACUUUUGAGAAAUGUUCUUAGUACUUGUAUAACG